CAAGUCAGCUAGUCAAUACUAUAUAUUUGUAUUAUACCUAUUUACAUGCAAGAUGGUCAUGGCAACCGUCUCCUAUGCAACGGCCCAAUUAUUCGGAAAUGAGCGAAAUUAAAGUAGAAGAAGCUCCGACAUUAUUUUCGAAAUGAAUGAUACCGAAAGAAAAUUAGAGAAUCACAUCGAUGAUUUAGAACUUUCACAUUUGAGUCUCGAAAAUGACAGUGAUGGAUAUUUUGCCACAAUUAUUGGAAAUAUCGAAGAUAUAAUUAUGCAGGAUGAUUUUUCGAAAUUACUAACAAGUUUUAUGGAUAAAUAUUGGGAAGAGUUCGAUGACGCCGAAGAAAAUAAAUUGAUUUAUACAGAUAUAUUCAGGGAGUAUUUGGAAACGAUCGAAAAAUAUAUCGAAGAAAAUUUACGGAAGAAUAUUGAUAGCUUCGAUAUGACCUUUUUUGAAAAUGAACUCAAGAGAAGAGAAAAUGAGUUGGAUGGACAGAUAUUUGAGAUUUUAGACACAUUCUCAAAAUUUGAGUCUUUUAAAAGUAUGCUCCUAGACUAUCGAAAAAUGAAAAUGGGGCAAUCCAUUGAUUUUUCCAGGGACAUCUCUGUCAAAAAAUUUAUGAUAGAAAUGGAAACUGAAGAUACAGGAAUGCUAUGACUAUGAUUUUACAAAAAUUUUAUUCCAUUCAAUGCAUUAAAAUUUCCAUUUGUACCAA
This is a messenger RNA of Harmonia axyridis, 710 nucleotides long. RefSeq names its product ADP-ribosylation factor-like protein 2-binding protein. The transcript is spliced from 4 exons. Gene Ontology annotation, cellular component: mitochondrial intermembrane space. The record is from RefSeq and is a predicted model, not a curated record. NCBI's taxonomy places the organism in Eukaryota, Metazoa, Arthropoda, Insecta, Coleoptera, Coccinellidae. The coding region runs from base 143 to 652 and encodes 169 amino acids. Gene Ontology annotation, biological process: maintenance of protein location in nucleus; positive regulation of tyrosine phosphorylation of STAT protein.